Molecule: messenger RNA, 828 nt
Organism: Neurospora crassa OR74A
Lineage: Eukaryota; Fungi; Ascomycota; Sordariomycetes; Sordariales; Sordariaceae
Exons: 2
Coding region: 1-828 (275 amino acids)
Source: RefSeq, a predicted model, not a curated record
AUGUGCAUCCGCGUCCUAACAAUCUUCAAAUGCGCCUGUCCCCACCGCAACACCCUCGUCUGUCCACACCACAUCCACGUCCGCGAACCUUCUUCAUCAACUGCCGAUCUCCAAACCUCAUCCUGUCACCCAGUCACCAUCAUUACCCCUACUAGCUCAUCCCCUUCAUCAGAAUCCCCAGCAGAAAAUACCACUACCACCAGCAGCACAGACGAUGACGACUUCCAAAAAGGCUUCACUCCCCGCCUUCCCUCCGCCCUUCAAGGUCACAAGAACUGGACGCCCCUUCCCGGAAAAGAGAAUCAGCGGUGGGAACAUUGCCCCGGCUACCUCGCAAAAAGCAGAGCGUUGGCGGUGGCGGUAGCCGGAGCGGGAGCGGGAGCGGGAACGUCGUCCUCGGGUGGUAGUGGUAGUAGCAAUGGCAGUAGCAAAAUGGGCGAGGGCACAGGGGUAAUGGUCGGGAAGGAAACGCAGUGCGCAGAGUACAAAGCUACGGAACCAAAGUUUAGGAGGCGGUGGGAGGUUAAAAGUGGGUUGUGUGAGGAGUGUAGGGGGAUGCAUGGGAUGCAGGGACCUGAGGCAGAAGAUGGGGAGAAAAGGAAAGAUGGAGUGAAGGAGAGGGGAAAGGAGCCUAAGGAUACGGUGAGGGGGGAGGAGAGGGGGAGGGCGAGGAGUAGAGCGGCUACAGACCCUACGGCGAAUGCUGUGCCGGUGCCGGCGCCGGCGAUGGUGACUGGUGGGAAGGUGGUGAAGGGGAAACAAAUCCUCGAUCCGCCACCAAACGCAAUCGACGCCGUUUCAAACAGCCUCAUUCGUGCCUGCUACUGA